AAAAUUAAACUCGACAAAUGGAUUAAGAUGUUAACAAACGAGGAAUACAAGGUUUCAUUUUUUCCUCUAAGUCUUAACCUUAAUCUACAAGAAUUAAAUUGAAUUUUUUAUUUAAUUUUGUGUGCAAUGCCUCGUGUGCAAUGCCUGCACUUCUAAAUUAUAUUGUUUUUUCUUAUCAUCUUUCUCAUAUAUAUAUAACAUGUUUCCUGCCGAAUCAAUUUUCAGUAACUUUUAGGCCGAAUUAUAUUGGACCGUUUAACCCACGUACAUUAUUGAAACUUAUAAUGUCGCAUAAUAUUUACAAGACUAUAAAUUCGUUAUUAUUAAGAAAAUAAUAUACGCUGUUAUGAAAUAUUUUAUAAUAACGCUGUACGUUCUAGUGAAAAUCUCAAACCAUUUAAAUAAUAAGUAUAAUGACCCUCGUCACACACCGGCAGAGAACACGUUAAGCGUAUAUAUAAGAAGAAAAUUUACGAUAUUUUUUAAGACUCUUUUUUAUUAAAAAAUUAAAGUAAAAUUUACAAAAGCAAAAGUAAUUUUUGUUAGACAAAUCAUUCGGCAGAUAUAUCAUUUUAUUUGUAUUAUGGAAAUGUCAGGAGACGAUUAUGAAAUUCUUCGACACACCAUUGGAAAUGAUUCUGAUAAUACAGCUGACUUUAGCCGGUGUGUUAGUGCCAUUUCUCGAGAUACCAUCGACAAGUCUGGUAAAGGCAUCGUAUUUCAUAAAAAAGAAUCCUGUCGAGAUCACGAAAGAAAAUUACAGGAACGUCAUUAUACCCGGUGACAUGGCUUCGAAACCUAUCGAGGAAUUGUCCGUUUUAGUUGAGGAGGCGUAUGUGCCGAUAUUAUCGAAUCCGAAGAACCACAAAGGUUGGCCGCGCGUUAUUGGUGAGGACGUGAAAAAGCACGUUUACGAUCUCCGCAACAUGAUAUGUCAGGUUAAAGGUAAGAUGAUGGGACAAACCUUACUACCAAUGCCAAUGGGCAUCGAACAGAUAUUCGAGGCGGAAUGGAAAACGCAGCAGAGUGGCGGUAUCGAGAUCGAUCUUCCUUUGAAAAGCAAUAUAGAAACUAUCGUAACAAAAUGGUGCUCGCAAAUAGGUGACACGCUAAACGAAGAAAGCCCAAAAAAUGAUAAGCAUUUACUACCAAGCGCCGAAAUUAAUUUCUGGCGUCAACGACUUGUAAACGUCGAAACUAUUCACAGUCAAAUGAAGGAUCCACGAGUAAAAAAGAUGGCAUCUAUCUUAGAAUUAUCCAAGAGUCCUUAUUCACCGCGUUUCAAGGUUCUGCUGAAGGAUGUUAUCGCGGCGGUGAUCGAAGCACGCGACGUAUGCGCCUAUUUAAAAGCGUUAGAACCUCACUUGGAAGAUAUACAAAAUACCGAAUUCAAAGAUACGCAGCCGAAAUUGAAACCACUGUUGCAUUGCGUGUGCCUGAUAUGGUCAAAUUCGAAAUAUUAUUGUAUUCCAAUGCGAAUAAUCACAUUAUUAUCCGAAAUAUCUAAUCUGCUAAUUAGCCAGGUACGUAAAAAAUCAUUUCAUAUUAUUUGUCAGAUGUUAUUUGAGACGGCUCAAGAAUAUUUGAAACUAGAAAGAAUGGAAUUCGCGAGUUUAAAAAAGAAAACGGUGUGUUCCAAAAUAUAUGACAUUUACGAAAAAUUUGUCAAAAUCUACCAUGAAUUUGGCGAAUUAGAGUAUGAUAUUCUCAUACCGGAAGAGAAACGAUUUACAGAUCACGUUCUUUCUUUUUUAGCAAAGGUGGAGGAGUUUGACAGAGAGUUGGCAAAUAUAUUCGAUCAAGCAUUUUCCGAAUGCCACAAUACCGAAAUCACAUUUAAAGUAAUAUGGAUUCUAGGCUCGAUGGCCAAUCGUCCAAUCAUCAUGGCACAAUUGUGGCACAAUUACGAGAGAUUACUUGAAAAAAUUCAUGAACAUUUUGACGAUAUUAAAGUCAUAUUUGACAACACCUUCAAAGACUACAAGGAGGACGAAUGGAUUGAAACCGAUCAGUAUUUCCCACAUGUCGCUGGCGCAUUGUGUACGUUAGCACAAUUGCGACAACGGAUAGACUAUCCGAUGCAAUGUGCGAAAUUAAUCGAUCAUCCCUUGAUAAACCUCAAAAUAGCACGCGAAACUAAACCAAAGUACGAUCAAAUGCAGGUAAUAUAUCUCACGAAGCUCUAUAAAAGAAACGAUGCGAAACAUGACCGUCAUUUCACUUUAAGCUCAUUGCGUUCUCUACAGUCGCUUAUGGAUGCGAUGGAACAUAAAAUAUUCACAGACUGGGCCAACAAGAUAGUCGAUAUAAGCAACAUUCAUUUAUCGAAAAGCUUAUUAACGGUACAUGAGAACAAACUAAUCGAUUUAAACUUUGAUCCGGAACUGACUGCUCUAUUGCGAGAAAUUCGUUUUAUGAUUACUAUGAAGAGAACGGACUUACCUGAGGAAGCGAUUCAAUUAUAUUCAAGAAUGCAAUAUUUCUUUGAGAGUACCUACAAUCUAAAUUUGCUCGUGCAAUGGUACAAUUGGAUAAGGAAUUAUAGCUUGCCUGUGGAAUUUGAAUUAUUGGAGAACGAAAUCGAAAAAGUAGAUGAAUUAAUUCGCUUUGGGCAAGAGAACUAUAAUUGGAAUUCUCCAGGUAAAAUUCUUAAUUAUAAUACAUCUAAAUAUAAAAAUAUUUACAUGUAUUAUGAUGCUCAAGUACCAGAGUACAUCGGUAAUUUAUUGAGUCUGGUGCGAAAGUUACAUUCGCGAAUCUUUCACGCUCAAGAAAACAUCAAUGGAUUGUUGCGAAUAAUUUAUUCGUGGGCGAUGUUUCCGAUAUUGGAGCGUAAGGACUCAAAAAAUGAAAAUUUGCUCGCCGUGGGUGAUCGCGAGGAAAAUUUCCAAAAAAGAUAUAAUCAGAUCGAACACGCUGAUAGAGAAUUAAAUCGAGUCUUGGAUGAAAAUUACAAACUCUUCUUCGAUUUGUUGCCCGAAUCAGUAUACGAGAAAGAGGAGAUUGAAUUGGACAAGAGUAAUUCUUAUUUUUUCAGACUUGAAAAUUUUACGAUUGGUACAAAAUACAAAAUUGUGACAUACCUCGAAGAAAGAACAGAUGGUACAGAAGAAUUGCGAACUUUACCGAGCUUAAGAAUGGAUGAAGAGAAGGAAAGAAUCGCGCCCGAUGGAAUGGAAAGUGAUAAAGUCGGCAAGGACGAAAGAAUGAUGGCAUUAACGGACGAAGAAAUCGCUCAAAAUAUGAUGAAAUGGAAACCUUAUCUCCCACUAAAAACUGUACAUAUGUCUAUAUGUCGCAGCAUAUGUUACCUGCUCGAUGAAACCGAUCCGGAAAGUAACGUGUCACCUCUUUUCGAGAUUCAUUUAUCGCUCGAUAUACCGUACAUUGUCUUCCGUCCUGCGGUAGAUCCGGACGAUCCUAAGGGUUUCUAUAUGUUUUACGAAAAUUUACUGCUUGAUAUCAUGAGAAUGGGAACUUUAAUACCACGCGUAGAUCCUGACCUCGCAUUGGAGCGAAAGCAUUACGGAGUACGUCACUAUUCAUUGAUUUAUUUACAUUUAUACUCUGCAAAGCGCAAUAUUUCGCAGAUUUUUGAACCGUAUUCCUGGCUAUGGCUCGACGACAGACAACAAUAUUUAAAUUUGUUUUUACGUUUUGGUCGCGCGCUCACGGACGAAGAAAAAAACAUGGUAGCGCAAGAGAAUUUGUCGGAACAUCUAAAAGAGAGAAAGCCAGAUUUGAUCGAUUUUAAGAGAGAAAUUGACUAUUUUAUAGGGCUUUAUAAAAAAUGCGAUGCGUUUGAGAAUGAAAAGGUUUUCUUGCGUUGGCUACGGUUAGACGUAAGAGCCUUUAAACAAGCUCUACUGAACACGAUCUGCAAGUGGACUAAUUUAUUCAAGACACAUCUGGUUGACCGCGUCAACAGCGAACUCAGAAAUCUUAGUGAAUUCUUGACAAAUGCUUUAAAGAAAUUUACCCAACCAAUCGCACCAGAUGAUUAUGAAGAUUUGCUCAACACUAUAUAUUAUUUAAAGGAAGUACGAGACCGACAAUACCAGAUUGACGAUAUGUGGGAACCAAUUAAGGCAACUAUAGAUCUCCUUAAACAGUACCAAGUGAAAUUCGGUGAAGAAACGUAUACUUGGCUGACGGAAUUACCGGAGCAAUGGGCAACGGUGAAAAAAUGGGCGGCGCAAGUGAAACAAUUUGUGAAUCCUCUGAUGGCACAUCAAAUCGACUUGCUGAAGAAACGUCUCAAGUAUUAUGAUUUCAGACAACAACAGUACCUAGCGCAAUUCCGCGAAAAUAUUGUAUUCAGUUUCGAUUGUACGAACGUGUACGAAAAAUUGGAUAAGAUUAAUGAAGAAAUUCUCAAGUUUGAGGAAGAAUUAAAGGCAUUGCAUGAUCAAGCAAAUAUAUUUGAACAGCAAGUGACGGAAUUUAAACAAAUUAAACUCGCUAGAAAAGAAUUAAGGCUUCUAAAGAAUCUUUGGGAUUACGUUAACAUCAUUACGUCGAGUCUAGACGAAUGGAAGACGACGUUGUGGAUUAGGAUAGACGUCGAAGGAAUGGAACAAGAGUGUAAAAAAUUGAUUCGAGAAUUGAGACAAUUAGAUAAAGAGGCGCGAACUUGGAAUUUAUAUUCUCGCACAGAAGCACAAGUGAAAAAUAUGGUAUCAUCGCUAAGAGCAGUUUCAGAACUACAAAAUCCCGCCAUCAGGGGCAGACAUUGGCAACAACUUAUGGCUAAAAUGCGGGUGAAAUUCACUAUGGAUGAUAAAACCACUUUGGAAGAUUUAUUAAAAUUAGAGCUUCAUAAAUUUGAAGAGGAAGUUAAGAACAUGGUGGACAAGGCCGUUAAAGAAAUGAAUAUGGAGAAAAUUCUCAAAGAGUUGCACAACAUAUGGGAUAUUCUCGAGUUCGAUAAAGAGAUGCAUGAACGCACUAAACUCAAUGUCUUAAAUAUAAGCGAAGAAACGAUCGAGAUGUUGGAAGAAAACCAGGUACAAUUGCAUAACAUGUUGGACUCCAAGUACGUUGCCUAUUUCCUCGAUGAAGUGAUAGAUUGGCAACAAAAGCUUAACAAUGCAGAUGCUACAAUUAAUGCCUGGUUUCAAGUUCAGCGAGCUUGGAUGCAUCUCGAAAGCAUUUUUAUUGGUUCAGAAGAUAUAAGAAGUCAAUUGCCGGAGGAAUCAAAGCGUUUUGAAAAAAUAGAUAAAGAUUUUAAAGAUUUAUUGAAAGAAAUGUUGAGCAAUUUAAAUAUAGUAAAGUCAACGAAUAGACCGAAACUUUUGGAUCGGCUUGAAGAGUUGCAAAGGCAAUUAAAUAUUUGCGAGAAAGCCCUGUCCGAUUAUUUGGAGACAAAAAGAUUAGCCUACCCACGUUUCUAUUUCAUCUCAUCCGCAGAUCUAUUAGACAUUCUGAGCAAUGGAAACAAUCCCGAAAUGGUAUGCAAGCAUUUGUCCAAAUUAUACGACUCGUUGGCAAAGCUCCAGUGGAAAAUUGAAGAAGGAAAAGCGACGAAACACGCUAACCGGAUGAUAGCGAAGGAUGGCGAGGAAAUGGCUAUGCAUGGAACAUGUGACUGCACGGGAAAGGUUGAGAUCUGGUUGAAUCGCGUCACGGAAGCAAUGAGAAAAAGCGUAAAAUAUCGUUUCGGUCAAGCUGUCGCCUCGUACGACGAGAAACCUCGUGAACUUUGGAUUCUAGAUUACGAGGCACAGCCAGCUUUAUGCGGCACGCAAAUCUGGUGGACCUCCGAAGUGAAUAUGGCAUUCGCGAGACUCGAGGAAGGAUUCGAGAACGCACUCAAGGAUUAUCAAAAGAAACAAAUCGGCCAAUUAAAUACUUUGAUUUCACUUUUGCGCAGCGAGUUGAACGAAAACGAUCGACGGAAGAUCAUGACCAUCUGCACUAUCGACGUGCACGCGCGGGACGUUGUCGGAAAAUUAAUAUCUAUCAAAGCAGAGAGCUCCUCUUGCUUUGCAUGGCAGUCGCAGUUAAAACACAGGUGGGACGACAAAUCAGGAGAUUGCUUCGCCAACAUUUGCGACGCGUGUUUCAUAUACGCUUACGAGUACCUGGGUAACGUGCCGCGGCUGGUAAUUACGCCGUUGACGGACAGAUGCUACAUUACUUUGACGCAAUCGUUGCAUCUGAUAAUGGGCGGAGCACCGGCUGGGCCUGCGGGGACGGGAAAAACCGAGACGACCAAGGACCUCGGUAGAGCCCUCGGACAAAUGGUUUACGUCUUCAACUGUUCCGAACAAAUGGAUUAUAAAUCAUGUGGCAACAUAUACAAAGGAUUAGCCCAAACUGGUGCAUGGGGUUGCUUCGACGAAUUCAACAGAAUUUCCGUCGAGGUAUUGUCGGUCGUGGCUGUGCAAGUGAAAUGUGUUUUAGACGGAGUGAAAAACCGAAAGAAAAAGUUUUUAUUUUUUGGGGAGGAGCUUAAUAUCGUGGAUACAGUUGGCAUGUUCAUCACGAUGAAUCCCGGUUACGCCGGUAGAACGGAAUUACCCGAAAAUUUGAAAACAUUAUUUCGGCCGUGCGCUAUGGUGGUGCCCGAUUUUGAACUAAUUUGCGAGAUUAUGUUAGUGGCGGAGGGCUUCCAAGAAGCGAGAUUGCUGGCGAGGAAGUUUAUUACCCUAUACACGCUAUGUCGAGAGCUUUUAUCCAAGCAAGACCACUACGACUGGGGUUUGAGAGCCAUCAAGUCCGUUUUGGUCAUCGCUGGAAAGCUGAAACGUGACGAUAGGCAAAGGCCGGAGGAGCAAGUGCUAAUGAGAGCGCUAAGGGAUUUUAAUAUGCCUAAAGUCGUGACUGACGAUGUGCCCGUCUUCAUGGGAUUAAUAGGAGAUUUAUUUCCCGCGUUGGAUGUACCGCGAAAAAGAGAUUUGGAUUUCGAAAGAAUGAUCAAAAGUGCGGCACUUGAUUUAAAGUUGCAACCAGAGGACGGGUUUAUUCUCAAGGUGGUACAAUUGGAAGAGUUAUUUCACGUUCGACACUCGGUCUUUAUCGUCGGCCUCGCCGGGACCGGUAAGACCGAAGUCUGGAAAACGCUUAACCGAACGUACUCGAACCAAAAGCGCAAACCGCACUACAACGAUCUCAACCCAAAGGCGGUGACCAACGACGAGUUAUUUGGUGUCAUUAAUCCGGCAACGAGGGAAUGGAAAGACGGGUUGUUCUCCAUGAUAAUGAGGGAGCAAGCUAACAUGGCGGGCGACGGUCCAAAGUGGAUCGUCUUCGAUGGUGACAUCGACCCGAUGUGGAUCGAAUCCCUUAAUACUGUCAUGGACGAUAACAAGGUUCUAACGUUAGCGAGUAACGAAAGAAUUGCAUUGACCAAACACAUGCGUCUUCUCUUUGAAAUUUCCAACUUAAGGACAGCUACGCCAGCAACGGUAUCUAGAGCGGGAAUUUUAUACAUCAAUCCACAAGAUUUAGGCUGGAGCCCAUUUAUCACAAGCUGGAUAGAAACGAGAGAUCAUUCGGAACGCGCCAACUUGUCCAUUCUCUUCGAAAAGUACAUUCCACCUCUACUGGAAGUAACAAAAUCAAAAUUCAAAAAGAUCACACCUUUACCAGAAAUAUGUCACUUGGAAAUGCUCUGUCACUUACUCGAUUGCUUUUUGACUAAAGAAAAUGUACCGCUGGAUUGUCCGAAGGAAUGGCACGAAUUGUAUUUUGUAUUUGCCUGCAUCUGGGCAUUCGGUUCUGCAAUGUUUCGAAAUCAGUUGAUAGAUUGGCGGAACGAAUUUAGCAGAUGGUGGCAAAAUGAAUUUAAAACUGUCAAGUUUCCAUCGGGCGGAACCGUGUUUAGUUACUUCAUAGAACCAGAGACGAAAAAAUGGAUACCCUGGACCGAAAAAGUCGACCCGUUUCAAUUGGAUUCAGAUAUUCCGCUUCAGUCCGCUUUGGUACCAACUGGAGAAACGGUGCGCUUGCGCUUUUUCAUGGAUUUAUUGAUAAAGAAGCGCGCUCCGAUUAUGUUAGUGGGUGGAGCAGGUUCCGGAAAAAGCGUCGUUAUGGCCGACAAAUUAACAAGCUUGCCAGACAAUUAUAACAUCGCAAAUGUUCCUCUUAACUUCUACACUACAUCAGACAUGUUGCAGAGAGUACUUGAGAAACAUUUGGAGAAAAAAGCAGGGCGUAAUUAUGGUCCUCCGGGUACGAAACUUUUGGUAUAUUUCAUAGAUGACAUGAAUAUGCCGGAAGUGGACACUUAUGGAACGGUACAACCUCAUACUCUUAUUAGACAACACAUGGAUUACAAUCACUGGUAUGACAGAAGCAAAUUAACUUUAAAAGAGAUUCACAAUACACAGUACGUAUCUUGUAUGAAUCCUACUGCAGGCAGUUUCACCAUAGAUCCACGUUUACAGAGACACUUUGCCGUGUUCGCAGUUAGUUUCCCACAAAAAGAGGCACUCGUAAUGAUAUACAGUCAGAUCCUCAAGCAACAUGUGACUGAUCCGCAACAAAAGUUUAAUUCAGCGGUGCAAAAAUUCAUAGAUCCUCUGAUAGACGCCGCAUUGUAUCUUCAUGAUAAAAUUGCCGCGACUUUUCUACCGACGGUCAUCAAGUUUCAUUAUGUUUUCAAUUUACGCGAUUUAACUAAUAUAUUCCAGGGGAUGCUUUUUGCCCGUGGCGACGCUUUACCACUUCCGAGUCACAUAAUCAGACUUUACGCUCAUGAAGCGAUGCGAGUGUAUCGUGACAAAUUGGUGGACUUUGAAGACCAGAAAAUAUUCGAUCAAUUGCUGCUCAAUGCACUCCGCAAAAAUAUAUCUGAAUUGAACGAAACCGAAAUUGGUUUGGAGCAGCCAUUGGUAUACUGUCAUUUCGCGGAAGGAAUUGGCGAGCCGAAAUAUGCACCUGUCAAAAAUUGGACUCACCUUGUAAAAUUACUUGAUGAAGCUUUGCUCAAUUAUAAUGAGCUGGUGUCCGCGAUGAAUUUAGUAUUAUUUGAAGAUGCUGUGUAUCACGUGUGUCGUAUCAAUAGAAUUUUGGAAGCACCGAGAGGCAAUGCGCUUCUAGUGGGUGUAGGUGGUAGCGGCAAACAGUCUUUAUCGCGUUUAGCUUCUUUCGUUUCCUCGUUGGAGGUAUUCCAAAUACAAUUGCGCAAAGAUUAUUCCUUAAAUGAAUUAAAAGCUGACUUGGCCGUUUUAUAUCUAAAAGCCGGCUUGAAGAGUAUCGGUAUUACUUUUUUAAUGAGCGAUUCUCAAGUCGCGGAAGAAAAAUUUUUAGUUGUGGUGAACGAUAUGUUAGCGACGGGAGAAAUCACGGAAUUAUUUACCGAUGAUGAAGUAGAUAACAUUAUUAACGCCAUACGUAACGAGGUUAAGCAAACUGGAUUAAUUGAUACGAAAGAAAAUUGCUGGAAAUUUUUUAUCGAACGCGUACGAAAGCAAUUGAAAUGUGUUCUAUGCUUCUCGCCGGUAGGAGCGACCCUUCGAAAAAGGGCCAGGCAAUUCCCCGCAAUAGUAAAUUGCACCGCGAUUGACUGGUUUCAAGACUGGCCGCAGAAAGCGUUGGAAUCUGUGUCGACAACGUUCUUAGAGGAGUUGAAAGAAUUACCGAUCGAACACCAAACUUCCGUUUCUCUCUUCAUGUCUUUCGUUCACACGAGCGUUAACGAUAUGUCCUCGUUAUAUUUACAAAAUGAAAGAAGAUACAACUACACAACGCCAAAAUCAUUCCUUGAACAGAUCUUUUUAUAUUCCAAGUUAUUAAUAGAAAAAUCACACGACUUGGAAGCAAUGAUCUCGCGUCUCACCGAUGGCUUGGUGAAACUCGAAUCCUGCUCUAUUCAGGUCGACGAAUUAAAGAUUAUUUUAAUGGCUCAAGAAAUUGAGUUGAAGAAAAAGAAUGAAAUAGCUGAUAAAAUAUUGGCCGAAGUACGCGCGGAAAAUACAAAAGCGGAAGCAGAAAAGGCUAUCGUAACCGAGGAAGAAGCAAAAGUAGCAGAAAUCAAGGAGAUAGUAUUGGAAAAGCAAAAACAUUGCGAUGAAGACUUGGCCCGUGCAGAGCCGGCCGUAAGACAAGCCGAAGCUGCACUCAACACUCUGAACAAGAAUAAUUUAACUGAAUUGAAGUCUUUUGGAUCUCCGCCGGAUGCCGUGCUUACGGUUGUUCAGGCCGUACUGAUUUUAUUUUCGCCGAAAGGAAAAAUUCCAAAAGACAAAAGUUGGAAGGCUUGCAGAAUAAUAAUGGGAUCUAUCGAUGGAUUUCUCUCAGAAUUGCGCAAUUACGAUAAAGAGAACAUACACCCGGACGUCGUAAAGGCGAUUCAACCGUACAUCAAUGAUAAAGAUUUUGAUCCGGACUUUGUAUAUUCAAAAUCGCAAGCGGCAGCGGGACUUUGUAGCUGGGUAAAGAAUAUCAUGGUAUUUCAUUACAUCAAUGAGAAUGUGAAACCUUUGAGAGCAGCGCUUGCUCAGGCAAACGUCGAAUUGAAAGUUGCUAUGGAAAAAUUGAAUUCGUUGAGAAACCGUUUAGCGGAGCUUCAGAAAAUGUUAGACAUUCUAGGUGAAAAAAUGAACGUGGCUUUAGGCGAAAAACAAAAAUGUCAAGACGAAGCGGAUGCGACUGCGUUCACUAUAGAUUUAGCAAACCGAUUGGUAAACGGUCUCGCAUCCGAGAAUAUUCGUUGGGCCGAGACUGUUCAACUAUUAAGGAAAUCCAAAAUUACUUUACCGGGCAAUGUACUGCUCGUUACGGCAUUCAUUUCUUACAUGGGAUGUUUUACGAAGAAAUAUAGAAUGGAUCUUAUGAAUUUAUAUUGGUUGCCAUUUCUCGACAAUCUGCAAGUGCCAAUACCAUACACGUUAGACCUGGAUCCGUUGUCCUUAAUGACUGACGAUGCAAGAAUCGCCCAAUGGAAUAACGAGGGUUUACCUACAGACAGAAUGUCCUCGGAAAAUGCCACGAUACUCACAAAUUCGUCUAGAUGGCCACUUAUGAUUGAUCCGCAAUUACAAGGAAUUAAAUGGAUCAAAAAUAAAUACGGACAAAAUUUGAUAGUGUUACGUUUGACUCAGAAGAAUUAUCUCGACAAAAUCGAACACGCUAUUGCUAAUGGAGAGAUAGUAUUACUGGAAAAUAUCAUGGAAACGGUUGACGCCGUUCUAGAUCCAAUCUUAGGCCGAGUUUUAAUAAAGAAGGGAAGGGCCAUCAAGGUGGGAGACAAAGAGGUGGAUUACGACCCGCGCUUCCGUCUGAUAUUACAAACAAAACUGGCAAAUCCUCACUAUAAGCCGGAGAUGCAAGCUCAGACUACACUCAUCAAUUUCACGGUUACGAAAGACGGUUUGGAGGAGCAGCUAUUAGGUACCGUCGUGAAAGCGGAGCGUCCGGAUUUGGAGUCGAGCAAAGCCAAGCUCACGAUUCAGCAAAACACGUUCAAGAUCACGUUGAAAGUGUUGGAGGACGAUCUGUUGCACAGAUUGGCAACGGCGGGUCCCGAUAUCCUGAGCGACGUCGCUCUUGUGGAGAAUCUCGAAACUACGAAGAAGACUGCCAGCGAGAUCGAGGCGAAGGCAAUCGAGGCGAAGAUGACUGCCGCAAAGAUAGACGAGGCGCGAGAGUCCUACCGACCGGUAGCGUCCAGAGCCAGCCUCCUCUACUUCAUCCUUAACGAUCUCAACAAGAUCAACAUGCUGUAUCAGUUUUCUCUCAAGGCAUUCAACACAGUCUUUCAAAAUGCCAUUAAAUUUGCGGAGCCGGUAGACGCCCUCGGUAAACGAGUCGCCAAUUUGAUCGACAGCGUUACGUACUUGGUUUUUACGUAUACCAGUAGAGGACUGUUCGAAAGCGACAAGCUCAUAUUUUUAUGUCAACUGACUCUUCAGAUUCUCCUGCAAAUGAAAGAAAUAGAUCAACUUGAAGUGGAUUUUCUCUUGCGAUUCCCUUAUUUACCGGAUCUCACGAGUCCGGUAGAUUUCCUGAAUAACGUUAGUUGGGGCGGCAUCAAGUAUCUAAGCGGAAUGGAAAAUUUUCACAAUUUAGACCGCGAUAUAGAUGGGGCUGCGAAAAGGUGGAAGAAGUUCGUCGAAUCGGAAACGCCCGAGAGAGAAAAAUUUCCCCAGGAAUGGAAAAACAAAACGGCCUUUCAGAGACUUUGCAUAAUGAGAUGUGUGAGACUAGAUCGAAUGGUUUAUGCUAUACGUUACUUCGUGGAAGAGAAAUUGGGUGCAAAAUUCAUACAGUUUCGAAUGCAAUCUUUUGAAAAAUCGUACGAAGAAACAAGCGCGAGCACGCCGGUAUUUUUUAUUUUGUCUCCAGGAGUCGAUCCUCUAAAGGAUGUCGAAAAACUCGGUAAACGACUUGGCUUCACAUUCGACGCACAGAAUUUCCACAAUAUAUCAUUAGGACAAGGUCAAGAGCCAAUCGCGGAAGAAACGAUAGAAGUGUCAGCGCGCGACGGCCACUGGGUUAUACUCCAAAAUGUUCAUCUAGUAAGAAAUUGGUUACCAAAUCUAGAAAAGAAGAUAGAACAACUCUCGGAAGAUCCGCAUAAAGAUUAUCGGCUCUAUAUUAGCGCAGAACCAAGUCCUGAUCCACACGCAUCGAUAAUACCACAAGGUAUACUAGAAUCGGCCAUAAAAAUCACCAACGAACCGCCAACUGGUAUGCAUGCCAACAUUCACAAAGCCUUGGACAACUUUAGUCAGGAUACAUUGGAAUCUUGCACCAAGGAGACCGAGUUCAAAGCUAUUCUCUUCACCCUCUGUUAUUAUCACGCUGCUGUGGCAGAACGCAGAAAAUUUGGCGCACAAGGAUGGAAUAGGUUGUAUCCCUUCAACAUCGGCGACUUGACCAUCAGUGUAUCAGUACUGUUGAAUUAUCUCGAGGGUAAUACUAAAGUACCUUGGGAAGAUUUACGCUAUUUAUUCGGUGAAAUCAUGUAUGGCGGUCAUAUAACCGACGAUUGGGACAGAAGACUGUGCCGAACGUAUCUCUUAGAGUACUUGCAACCAGAAUUGGUUGAAGGUGAAUUAUACUUGGCCCCGGGUUUUCUGGUGCCAACCAGUACCGAUUACACGGGCUAUCAUCAAUAUUUAGAAGAUUAUUUGCCACCAGAGAGCCCCAUCUUAUACGGACUUCACCCGAACGCGGAGAUUGGAUUUCUCACGAGCACAGCGGAGAACUUGUUUAAAACAAUCUGGGGGAUGCAACCACGAGACAGUGUCGAUGCAGCAGCCGGAGUGUUAUCGAAAGAGGACAAGGUGAAAACUAUAAUAGAGGAUAUAUUGGACAAGCUUCCCGAAGAGUUUAAUAUACAAGACUUGAUGAGCAAGACGGAAGAGCGUACUCCUUUCGUUACAGUCGCUCUCCAAGAAUGCGAACACAUGAACGUGCUGUGCAAGGAACUGAAACGAUCUUUGAGAGAACUAGAUCUCGGUUUGAAGGGUGAGCUCACGAUUAGUGCGGAUAUGGAGAAUCUACAAAAUUAUUUAUUCAUGGACUUGGUACCACCAUCCUGGACCAAACGCGCCUAUCCCUCCACCCUCGGAUUGUCGAGUUGGUUCGCGGACAUGCUCAAUCGAAUAACCGAGCUAUCGAAUUGGACGAUAGAUUUUAACUUGCCAUCGUCGAUCUGGCUGGGUGGCUUUUUCAAUCCGCAGUCGUUACUUACCGCCAUCAUGCAGCAAACCGCUCGUAAAAACGAGUGGCCCCUGGACAAAAUGUGCCUACAUUGCGACGUAACCAGAAAGCAAAAGGAAGAACUUGCAGUGCCACCGCGCGAGGGCGCCUAUAUCAACGGUUUGUACAUGGAGGGUGCACGAUGGGAGGUCGCGAGCGGCGUCAUCGCGGAUUCACGACUGAAGGAGCUGUUCUUUCUGAUGCCGGUCGUGUUCGUAAAGGCGAUCACGCAGGACAAGCAGGAGACGAAGAACAUGUACGAAUGUCCGGUCUACAGGACUAGAACGCGCGGCCCUACGUACGUCUGGACGUUCAACUUGAAGACCAACGACAAGCCCACCAAGUGGACCUUGGCCGGCGUCGCGAUUCUCCUGCAGAUUUAAUCGAGCUCGCGAAGCUAAGCUCCUCCACGGAGUGGAGUACGCACGAAGCGGAGUCCGCCGGGGGUCACGUUCACACGCGAUUUCGCGCUCAUAAUAGUUGAUAUUUUUUAUCGCCUCUCUUGGCGAGUAGUAGUAGUAGUAGUAGUAGUAGUAGUAGUAGU
Solenopsis invicta (red fire ant) is the source of this 14197-nucleotide messenger RNA. Its product is annotated as dynein beta chain, ciliary. Bases 606 to 14036 code for a protein of 4476 amino acids. Gene Ontology annotation, molecular function: dynein intermediate chain binding; minus-end-directed microtubule motor activity; dynein light intermediate chain binding. The record is from RefSeq and is a predicted model, not a curated record. Gene Ontology annotation, cellular component: dynein complex. Gene Ontology annotation, biological process: microtubule-based movement. The transcript is spliced from 62 exons. Lineage: Eukaryota; Metazoa; Arthropoda; Insecta; Hymenoptera; Formicidae.